This is a messenger RNA of Moneuplotes crassus, 1554 nucleotides long. The record is from the annotation of a GenBank genome assembly. Lineage: Eukaryota; Ciliophora; Spirotrichea; Euplotida; Euplotidae.
CCUCACCCUCACUCCCAGUCAUGACCCCCACUCACUUAACCAAACUUGACCCUAACUCUCCUUCCCAGAGUACCUUCUCCACCCAAAAUCCUACUAAAAUUCCCUCUUCUUCCUGGCAGGCCCAGCUGCAGCUGGAUUUCGCCUAACCCUUUAUUCGAAGAAGGGUCUUAUACCUCCUCCAAAAUUCCUUCCCCACUCAAGCAGCUUCCUUCCACCCCAAAGAUCACCAGCCAGCCUGAAAAGACUGGUUCUACUGAAGAAGCUCUGCUAGAGCAAGACCAGAAGGAAUUCUUGAAGAAGGACAGGCAGCCAUUCGAGAUGUUGUAUGACUGACAAGAGAAGGAUAUCCCCUGUGAUGUCUGACUUAGCCCAGAUGAUUAUACGGAUAACCAGGCAGUGUAUUGUUCAAGUUGAUCGGUUGUGGUACAUUCUUCGUGUGAGAAGUAUUCGCUUUCAGAUGGGAUUCCUGAAGGGGAUUAUAACUGUCCUAGGUGCACACAAUUUAAGAAGGCUACGGAUAGGAUAAAAAAAGACCUCAAACUUUGGGAAUGCUCACUUUGUGGAGAACUGAAAGGAUUUAUGACUAAGAUGCCUGACAACACUUGGGCUCAUUCCUAUUGAGUAUUCUGGUUCAAUGGAGGUUGUAAAGAGAAUUUCUUCUUCUGGAAAGAGCAAAGAAGAGGAAAAUUUAACCAAAACUGUAACUUAUGUGCUAAAAUAACCAAAUUUCCUGUAAAAAAGUGUGAUUUUCCAACUUGAGGGUCUCAUUUCCAUAUGAACUGAGCUAGGCAACAUGGGUUCUUGAAAAAAUGGCUUUUAAUGACGAAGGUACAUCCUAAUAAUGAGAUAAACAAAUUCUCUCAGGGUAAAUUUUUUCAUAUUUACUGUGGAAAGCAUUACGAAAGAGCAAAGACUAAACCAGGGAUAUUUAGAGCAGAAUAUAUGCAAGGGUUAAAGGAGAUAUCAACUUCAUUUCUCCAAAAAAGAAUAAAUUGACGAUCGAAGAGCGAAGCCAAGGAAAAAGAAAAAUCUACAAAGACUAAAUCUUCAAAAAAGAGAAUAUUAAAAUCAAUCAGAAAAAGGGAAGAAGAAAUCUGAGCUAAUCAAAAACAAAAAGCCAGGCCUAUAAAACCUCACCCAAAAAUCAGGUCAAACCCCACCCCUAUACUCAACCACCCCUUUCCAAACCCUCUCCAACCCUCAGAACCACCCUCAGAUGUCUUUAAAACCCAAUUUCCCCUCAACAUUCUAAACUCACGUUUCCAAUCCAUGCAACGAGCAUUCCACCAAUCCGUCCAAGACCAGCUCUCAUCCACCUUCAAAGCCUUCCUCACCGACUCAUGCUUGCUCAAAUCCCUCCUGCUCAACUGUAAUUUCGCCACUAGAGACCAUCUAAUCUCCUCCCUCACCCGCCUCCUUUGCCAAGAAGGCACCUACAUCGCCCCCAAAUCCCUCUACAUAAUCCCCAAAUCCAGCCGCCUAUUCCUCCUCUUCGGCCGCACAGAAAUAAAACCCGACCAAAUCUUCCCACUAAUUUCUAAAAAUCUCUCAUAA